Molecule: messenger RNA, 1056 nt
Organism: Vigna angularis (adzuki bean)
Lineage: Eukaryota; Viridiplantae; Streptophyta; Magnoliopsida; Fabales; Fabaceae
Product: miraculin
Exons: 1
Coding region: 60-701 (213 amino acids)
Molecular function (GO): endopeptidase inhibitor activity
Source: RefSeq, a predicted model, not a curated record
UCUCCAGUAUGGUCCAUCCAUCAUUAACCAAAAUAACCUGAAUUACACAAAAAUCAAUAAUGAAGACCAUACUGAUAGCAUUUGUGCUUCUCUUUGCCUUGAGCUCUCAACCAUUACUUGGAGCAGCAGAUGCAUCACCUGAGCAAGUGGUUGACACAUCAGGGAAAAAGCUCCGAGUUGGUCUCAGUUACUACAUUGUUCCGGCUGUGCCCUCAACAAGAUGCGGAGGAUACGGAAGAUGCAUGAAUAGUGGAGGCCUUUCACUUGCCAGCAUUGGUGAAUCAUGCCCUCUUGAUGUGGUGCUUGUGAGAGGAUCUCGUGGCUUGCCAUUGUCAUUCUCACCCGUUAACCCUAAGAAAGGUGUUGUUCGUGUGUCCACUGAUUUGAACAUCAUGUUCUCCACCGAUCAUACCAGUUGUGCUGAGUAUUCGACAGUGUGGAAACUGGACCACUUUGAUGUUGCUAAAAGACAGUGGUUUGUGACCACAGGUGGCUCUGUAGGAAACCCUGGUUGGGGAACCAUACGAAACUGGUUCAAGAUUGAGAAGUUUGAAGGUGCUUAUAAAAUUGUCUAUUGUCCAACUCUGUUCCCUCAUUCCAAGCACUUGUGCAAGGAUGUUGGCAUCUUUGUGGAUGAAAAUGGCUAUAAGCGUUUGGCUCUAAGCGAUGUUCCAUUCAAAGUCAAGUUUCAGCUCUCCUGAACAAAUUAAUGUCUGAGAAACUAAUAAGUGUGUUUUAUUUUAAUUCAGUGUUUAUCAAGUUAAUUGUGAAAUCAUGUUAUGUUAAAAGAAGUUAAUAAAAUGAAGAAAUAUCUUCACUCUUAUAUCUUUAAGUUUAUAGAAUAAAUUUUGUGGCAGUAUAAAUGGUUUAUAUUUCUGAAUUUGUCUCGUUUUGCCAUCUAUAGGAUAGGAAUUGAAAUUUGGAAAAGUGGAAGACACUUUAGUAUUCAAGAACGUCAAAUUAAGGGAGAAUAAAAUGUUGAAUAAUGUAUUCAAAACCCAUGCUUAAUGGAGAUAUAUAUGAGAAAAAUCUGAUACAUAUAUUUAUGGAAAGUAU